AUCAGGCGGGAAGAGGCAAAAAGGGAUCUGGGAGCGCGCCGCGGCGGUUCCUGUCCUUACAGUUGCGCUGCCCAGGGACCGAUGUUGCGCGAGGAAAAUGCGGGACGCCCAGGGUCUUGCUCUAUCGCCCAAGCUGGAGAGCAGAGGCAUGAUCACAUCUCACUGCAGCCUUGUCCUCCUAGGCUCAGGCUGGAGUGCAGUGGCGAGAUCUCGGCUCACCACAACCUCCGCCUCCCAGAUUCAAGCCAUUCUCCUGCCUAAGCCUCCCGAGUAGCUGGGAUUACAGGGCCAUUUCUGAGCAGUGGAGGUUUCAAGUAAUCCACUAACAACCAGUUCCAAAUUCUGUCAUCAAAUCCUGUGCUGCUGUUCCUCGUGGUAAUAGAUGCAUAUUAUUUCUUUUAUUUAAAAGAAAUGAAUGUGACUAGUAUUGCAUUAAGGGCUGAAACUUGGCUUUUAGCUACAUGGCAUGUUAAAGUACCUCCGAUGUGGCUGGAAGCUUGUAUUAACUGGAUUCAAGAAGAAAAUAAUAAUGUUAACUUGAGUCAGGCCCAAAUGAAUAAACAAGUGUUUGAGCAGUGGCUCCUUACUGAUCUGAGGGAUUUGGAGCAUCCUCUUUUACCCGAUGGCAUUUUAGAAAUUCCAAAAGGAGAAUUAAAUGGAUUUUAUGCUCUGCAGAUUAAUUCCUUGGUUGAUGUAAGUCAGCCUGCAUACUCCCAGAUACAGAAGUUGAGAGGAAAGAAUACAACAAAUGAUCUAGUUACAGCUGAAGCACAAGUAACCCCAAAACCUUGGGAAGCAAAGCCUUCACGAAUGUUGAUGCUGCAGCUAACUGAUGGAAUCGUACAAAUACAGGGAAUGGAAUAUCAGCCUAUUCCAAUUCUUCAUAGUGAUCUUCCUCCAGGUACAAAAAUUUUGAUUUAUGGAAAUAUAUCUUUCCGUCUUGGUGUUCUCUUAUUGAAACCAGAAAAUGUGAAAGUGUUAGGAGGUGAAGUAGAUGCUCUUUUAGAAGAAUAUGCCCAAGAAAAAGUACUUGCAAGAUUAAUAGGGGAACCUGAUCUUGUAGUUUCAGUCAUACCAAACAAUUCUAACGAAAACAUUCCCAGAGUUACAGAUGUUCUAGAUCCUGCAUUAGGUCCUUCUGAUGAAGAACUCUUGGCAAGUCUUGAUGAAAAUGAUGAGCUUACAGCAAAUAAUGACACUUCCUCAGAACGAUGUUUCACCACAGGUAAUUCCUCAAAUACCAUUCCCACAAGACAGUCAAAUUUUGAGCCAGAAUUUGUUAUUUCUCCACGACCAAAAGAGGAACCAUCAAACCUAUCUAUGCAUGUAAUGGAUGGAGAAUUAGAUGACUUUUCACUGGAGGAGGCCUUGCUUUUAGAAGAAACUGUCCAGAAAGAACAGAUGGAAACUAAGGAAUUGCAACCAUUGACUUUUAACAGAAAUGCCGAUCGAAGUAUAGAGAGAUUUUCACAUAAUCCUAAUACUACGAAUAACUUUUCUUUGACUUGCAAAAAUGGAAACAAUAAUUGGAGUGAAAAAAAUGUAUCUGAACAAAUGACUAAUGAAGACAAAUCAUUUGGUUAUCCAUCUGUUAGAGACCAAAACAGGAGUAUUUUUUCAGUUCAUUGUAAUGUACCCUUAGCCCAUGAUUUUACAAAUAAAGAAAAGAACUUAGAGACAGAUAAUAAAAUAAAACAAACCAGCAGUUCAGAUGGGCAUUCCUUAAAUAAUAAAACAUUAAAUAGAGAGGUGGUCAACUAUGUACAGAAAAGGAGUUCACAAAUUUCUAAUGAAAAUGAUUGUAAUUUACAGAGUUGUUCUUUAAGAUCAUCAGAGAAUAGCAUUAAUCUUUCUAUUGCCAUGGAUUUGUAUUCUCCACCCUUUGUCUAUUUGUCUGUUCUAAUGGCCAGCAAACCAAAGGAAGUUACAACAGUGAAAGUGAAAGCAUUUAUUGUAACCUUAACUGGAAAUCUCUCAGGUUCUGGUGGUAUUUGGAGUAUAACUGCAAAGGUGUCUGAUGGUACUGCAUAUCUAGAUGUAGACUUUGUGGAUGAAAUACUUACUAGCUUGAUAGGGUUCUCAGUACCAGAAAUGAAACAGUCAAAAAAGGAUCCUCUUCAAUACCAAAAGUUCCUGGAAGGGUUGCAGAAAUGUCAAAGAGAUCUAAUAGAUUUGUGCUGUCUAAUGACUAUUUCAUUUAAUCCUUCCUUGUCUAAAGCAAUGGUACUGGCGUUACAAGAUGUUAAUAUGGAACACCUUGAGAAUCUAAAGAAGCGGUUAAAUAAAUAAUUAAACUAAAAUAGUAUUAGGAACAAUUAAAAACAACAAGGAAAUAUUUAGAAUUUGUUCACAAUUUUACUUAUGAUACUUUGUGUAAAAAGGAAAAAUGAAAUUUCAUAGCUUAUUUCAGUUUAAUUUUAAAGUGUUUAAUCAUGUUUGUUAUAUGUGGAGCUUUUGAAAAUAAGUUAAUCUUUUUUUUUUUUUUUUAAUGUCAGGGUAUUGCUCUGUUGCCCAGGCUAGAGUGCAGUGGCAUGAUCAUAGGUUAUUGCAUCAACCUCUUGAGCUCAAGCGAUCCUCCUGCCUUAGCCUCUUGAGUUGCUGGGACUAUAGGCAUGUACCACCAUGCCCAGCUAAUUUAUUAUUACUACUAUUGUUUUGUAGGGACAGAGUUUUGCUAUGUUGCCCAGAUUGGUCUCAAACUCCUGGCCUCUCACUCCUGCCGUCAUGGCCUCCAAAGUUUAAUUUUUUUAAAAGUAACUGUUAGAUGGAGGAAUAUGGUGACCCACUAUUGUUGAGAAAUUUGUUUUCCACUUGUCACGUCACAUAAGAUGAUUGCUAAAAUAUUGUACUGGUGUUCGGUGGUGAGUCAUAUUUUUGAAAGUUAAUAAUUAUAAAUAGGUAAUUUCCUUCUAAUAUGUUGGUACUGUCUAUGGCCAUACCACCCUGAACAUGCCUGAGCUUGUCAUAAUAUGUUGAGUACCCAAAAGAUUUGUUUAUAUUGUUAAUCUUAGGGAAAAAAAAUUAAAAUCCAGUAGAUCAGAACAUCAGGCUUUCAGAUACAAAUUGAUUUACUGGUUUUUAUUUUGCUGAUUAUAAUAUUUGGUAUAUUUAAGGUAAUCUAGUUAACUAGAUGCUAUUUCAUAGAUUAUAUUGAAUGAUUUAAAACUAUUUUCAAGGAUAGUUUAUUUUAAAUGGCAUAUUGAAAACAUCAUUAUUAAGAUCCAGUAGGUAGGACAUUUAUUGGAUUAAAAUGAAGCAUUUAUCUAUGUCUUUAGGUGUCAUUGUUCCCUUUCUGAAUUAGCUGUACAUAUAAGCCUUCCUUUGGUUUUAAGUACUGAUUUUUUUUUAAAAAAAGAGGGACUGUUUACAAUUCUUCCACUGUGCUGUUAUAAAGUUGUAUUUGAAAGGUAAUGUUGUUUUUAUUAAUCUUUUGUCUUAAAAUAAUUUAAAGUGCUUUGAAUUUUAAAACAUUAAACAAAUCCUUAAAUAACAAAA
Pan troglodytes (chimpanzee) is the source of this 3495-nucleotide messenger RNA. RefSeq names its product RecQ mediated genome instability 1 (gene RMI1). The coding region runs from base 412 to 2289 and encodes 625 amino acids. NCBI's taxonomy places the organism in Eukaryota, Metazoa, Chordata, Mammalia, Primates, Hominidae. Gene Ontology annotation, biological process: resolution of meiotic recombination intermediates; double-strand break repair via homologous recombination. The transcript is spliced from 5 exons. The record is from RefSeq and is a predicted model, not a curated record. Gene Ontology annotation, cellular component: nuclear body; RecQ family helicase-topoisomerase III complex. Gene Ontology annotation, molecular function: nucleotide binding.